CGUUGCUUUGAAAGGAGUCCCAGCCACAAACCUUAGUCAUUCUCCAUGCAGCAAUGACAACCCGACCAGUUCAUCGAAUGUCCUGCAUUAGGAGCAGAUAGACAGCUAUUGGAAGGGAGAAAGACUUUAAAGAAGGCACGAGUCAAAUUCAGGGAAAACUGGCCAGGUAAAGCAGAUUACAUGCCUGGAUUUCAUGUACAGCCUUUUCAUCUAUAAGAAAUAGGCUGGGUUUGUAAGAGGUUCUUUAAAGACUCAUUGAGACUUCUGACUAACUCUCAGAGAUUAGGGAUGAAGAAGAGCUGCUCUCGGUUCAUGAAGAGUCGGACUGUCCUUCUCCUAGCACAGGUUCUGCCAUAAAGUAUUGAGUGCAAUGCCAUUCCUGGGCAUUAUAGCUUCCUGUUUCCUACUUUUAAUUGUCACCACAUCUUCCCAUGCUUCGUUGGACAUUAAUGUUGACCCAUUUAUCCAAUACUCACCUGACAGUGAAAAUGGAGCAGUGGAGAACGUCCCAAAAGAGCUGCACAGGCAGAAGCGACAGGUAGCUGCACCUGGCCUUUCCCCUAAGGAAUACGCUAUUGUCAUUCAGAUCAAUUCGACAGAUAUGUCUCUCUUGGAAUUCAUCAAAGAUGAUUUACAGAAUCUUAGUUUUCCAGUUGAAGUGAGCACUUCAGAUGCAGUGGCGAACAUUUCAAGCAUCAACAUUACUACCGUAUGCAGUUCCAUCAGUAAGAACGAGGUCCGUUGUUUUUGUGAACCUGGGUAUAGCUGGCCAGCUGCUGUGUGCCAUGCCAACCCUAUCUGCCCAGGUACCAUCCCAAGAGCAGAGGAGAUCUGUGACUGUCUCAUACUAUUGUCUUCUCAAGAAUCCUAUUGUCAGCAUCAGCCUGGAGGCACUUCUGCUUUUCCAAUAAAAAUGUCAGUCAGACUCAAUGUCACAUUCCAGGAUGCUCUUCGGAAUUCCUCGUCUGAACUGUAUAUGAAAUACACAAAAGAUUUGGAAGAUGCCUUUACAGCUGGCUACAAAUCUUUACCGGGCUUCAUAUCAGCAAGAGUCACCGGAUUUAGAAAUGGAAGUGUUAUUGUGGAUUAUGAGGUCAGAGCUGCCCCAGAAACAUACAGCCAAAUUGGAAAUGCUAAUGGAGACAUAGCAGGCUUACUAAAUGCAUCAUAUAUGUUAGACUCUAGUUCUUUUUUUUAUUCAAUAGAAAAAGCAGGUGAAUCCAACUUCAUUGUGUCCCCCCAAGACAUUUUCCAGGGUGAUACGGUAAUAAUGAAAUGUGAGAGAAGUUUUGAUACAGUGAAUGUGACCUGGUGGCAUUCUGGACUUGUCAUCUCGAAUAGCAGUCGGCAUUUAAUACAUACGGAAAUGACAAAUGGAAUCACAAAGUCAAUUCUGAAAAUUACCAAUGUUACACAGGCUGAUACUGGCUUCUAUAUUUGCAAUUUCAAGGAGAUCACUCUGAGCUACAUGGUGACAUUUAAAAUAACAAACAAUAUAAGCAUCACACCAAUAGAUAUAGUGUCAUCAGAGAAGAUGGACGUUGUAUGUAAUGGUACCAAAGUAUUGCUGAGCUGUUGCAUUGCUGGAGAUAUACAAUCCUUUACUAGUAACUGGAGAACAAAUGAAGCAAUAAAUAAUUACGGAACCGCCAGUAACACUACAAACUGCACUGAGUACACUCUCCAUGCCAGUCAGUCUCAUUGCCCAAGCGACAAGUCUGGUACCACGAUAACGUACACAUGUGAGCUGCACACGGGGCAUGGUGCUAUCGCAAGUAGAGACAUCCAAGUGACGUAUUUCCGAGUAGCAAGUGUAAGAAUAGAAUCUUCCAACUCAAAAGCUCAGGUUUCCGAGGGACGCAAUUUUUCUCUCACAUGCAUUAGUGAUGUGAGCAAUUACGACAAUGUCGUCUGGCAAAUCCAAGGUAAAAUUAUAGACCAGGAGCCAUAUAUCAACACCAUGAAUUCAUCAACCGAAGCCAGGUCUGUGCUCACCGUGAACGCUAUUACUCAGGCAUGGAAUGGCACCUAUAUUUGCACAUUCUUUCAGAAGUUUUUGCAAAGCUCUGCUUAUACAACAGUUGAGAUUGUUCCUCUGCUUGCUAAGCAGCAUAUUGUACUGGAUCCCAUUGAAGGAUUUAUACAAUGCGACGUAUCUCGUGCCCUAACAUGCUGCACAACCAGAAGAGAAAACUAUAAUGUUACGUUCACUGUUCAACAAAGAGAAUUCAUAGGAGUGCAAGCAACACAAGGAAACCAAGUGUGCUAUCUAUACAAUUAUACAGAAAGCUGCAACUCAAGGACAAAUGUGACGGUCUACUGUACCUUUGUUAACCACAUUCAAGAUAAGGUCGAAAGUUUCCCUAUGAGACUAACUGUUAUACCAAAAAAUAAAGUUAUGUGUUCAGACAUCAUUGGUGUGGGAGAGCAAGGAAAACAGAUAACAAAACCCUGCCCAGACUCCAAAAAUGUGAGUGGUCUGAGCAACCCCAUCAGAGGGAAUAUCAUCUAUGGGUGCAUCGACAGCAAGUGGAUGGUUGCUAGUAACACCUGCCUCUCUGACCAAAUAAACACACUGUUCAGUGCUGCUGAGUCUUUGGUGUCUGGCCCUCAGCCAACACAACAGAUAGCCACAUAUCUCGAGACACUUCACAAUGAAACAGGGAAAGAACAAGAAGAAAUAAACAAUUCACCUGCAAACCUGAAUGCAGUGAUUACCAUCCUGAAUUUGGUUUCAAACAUCUCGACAGAGGCAGAUCCACGCAUUAUGACAAAUUUCCUCUCUACAGUGGACAUUAUUGUCAGCAAUUCCACAAUACCUGCCUGGAAAAAACUGAACAAUCAGGAAAAAGAGAAGAGUUCCCAGUUACUGAAUUCAGUGGAGAGAUUUUCCCAGGCCCUUCAGCCAGUGAAUAAUACCAUUCCUUCUAUCACCAACACCAACCUUCAGCUGCAAGGGAUAGUUAUCCCAGAAAAUAGCACAUUGGACUAUAAUAAGACCUUUACUUUCUCCAGUUCAUCAAACCUCAGUGGUAACGUGCUAAUUAAUAGCACUAAGAUUCAGAGCCUGGUACCAAACACAGCCAUUAUCAGUGUGGCUUUCUCAACACUCAGAUAUAUUCUGCCCAUGCCCAAUGAGACAGAUGUGGUUGUGAAUGGCUUGGUAAUGACAACAACAGUGAGCCAAAGGCACCUGCAGGGCUUCCAGAUCGCUCAGACUUUUGCCAAAGGCAAUACUUCCCUGAGAGAUCCCCAGUGUGUCUUUUGGAACUUCUCUCUCUCUGACGGUGCAGGGGGAUGGGAUGGCACAGGCUGUCAGUCGAAGGACAAUGGAGACAAUGUCAUUUGCAUCUGUGAUCACUUGACUUCGUUCUCAAUUCUUAUGUCGCCCUACAUGGAAUCCACCUCUCCUGGAGACCCAUUGCAGCCACUAGAUUACAUCACCUACAUUGGCCUGAGCAUUUCCUUGGCGAGUCUGGUGCUCUGCAUCGUAAUUGAAUGUCUGGUGUGGAAAUCUGUGACCAAAAACAGAACCUCCUACAUGCGCCACGUCUGCAUCUUGAACAUAGCUGUGUGUCUUCUGAUCGCAGAUGUCUGGUUCAUUGUCGCUGCCGCUCUACAAGACACAAAGAAGCCAGUGAAUGGAAAUGUCUGCAUAGCUGCCACCUUUUUCAUCCACUUGUUCUACCUUUGCGUCUUUUUCUGGAUGCUUGCCACGGGCCUCAUGCUCUUCUAUCGCCUGGUCUUCAUUUUACAUGACACGAGCAAGACCAUCCAGAAAACUGUAACAUACUCUUUGGGAUACGGGUGCCCUCUCAUCAUAGCAGUCAUCACCAUAGCAGUCACUUAUCCACAGGAUGCUUACAGGAGGGAAAACGCCUGCUGGCUCAACUGGGAGAACAGCAAAGCGCUCCUUGCCUUCGUGAUCCCCGCGCUGACCAUUGUGGCUGUGAAUUCAAUCAUUGCUGUUGUAGUCAUAGUGAAAAUACUAAGGCCUGCCAUUGGGGAGAAGCCAAGCAAGCAGGAGAGGAACUCCUUGAAUCAAGUAAUCAAAAGCAUUGGCAUUCUGACCCCGUUAUUAGGCCUCACCUGGGGAUUUGGACUGGCGACCGUUAUCAAAGACAGCUCAAUAGUCUUCCAUAUACUAUUUACUCUCCUCAAUGCUUUCCAAGGAUUAUUUAUUCUGGUGUUUGGAACUCUAUGGGAUAAGAAGGUGCAAGAAGCCUUGUUGAAUGCAUAUUCAUUUACAAGAUGGAGUACGCAGCAAGCAAAGUCAACGUCCCUGGAUGUUUCUGCUCCUGUGUUUUCCAUGAGCUCUCCUUUCUCAGGCACACUAAACAACUUAUUUGGCAAAACAGGAAAAUACACAGUUUCUUCCACUGACACAUGUUCAUCUACGGAAUACACCUCCAACACAUAUUCUUUGCUUCAGUGACAUGCUGCAAAAGUUGAACCAAAUCUCUGUGAAGGGACCUGGGUCUUUUUGCCAGUCAUACAUCAAAAGAAUGAAAAAAUACUCUGUGAAAUACAGAGAAGUGGACUUUACCCAGACUGCACUGUGCUUUGGCACGUUUUAAGAAUCAACCCUUCUAUUUAAUAUGUUCUUACUAUUUGCUCCCAUAGGGGGCAGAUGACUCAGUAGUCUACAUUUCGUGCUUGAGCUAUCUAGCCUUCCUAGCAUGAUGUGUUCAGACCCUAAAAGGUUAACUCAGAGUGCUGACCUUCUAAGACCUGGAGCAUACUGAUGAUUACUACAGGGAGACCUUUCAGAUGUGACAUAAAAACACUUGGGGUUUUUUGUCGUUGUUUUUGUUUUUUGUUUGUUUGGUUUCUUUUCAAUUUUUGCUCUAGUUUAAUACUGAGGGCCCUCUACAGGACUUUUGUAAGAACAAGAUGGCUUAUCUUAUAUCCCCAGCUAAAAUUUCCCCUUCCUUCCUGGCUUGUAAUGCCUUAGGACAGGGCUAAUCAACUUUGGAAGCCCUGGGGGCCACAGUGAUACUCACAGCACAGGCCAAGGGCUGCAACUUAAGUGU
Molecule: messenger RNA, 5033 nt
Organism: Pelodiscus sinensis (Chinese soft-shelled turtle)
Lineage: Eukaryota; Metazoa; Chordata; Testudines; Trionychidae
Gene: ADGRF5
Product: adhesion G protein-coupled receptor F5
Biological process (GO): energy reserve metabolic process; adenylate cyclase-activating G protein-coupled receptor signaling pathway; fat cell differentiation
Cellular component (GO): membrane; cytoplasmic vesicle
Molecular function (GO): G protein-coupled receptor activity
Source: RefSeq, a predicted model, not a curated record